GUGGUUUUUCAGCCGUCGUCCAUCCCACAGAUCCCCGCCAGCCGUCGCGGGGCCCACGUACGCUGUGGAGUUCUGCUUGCUGCAAGAAUACCUGAACAAGUUACUAGAUUACCAUACCACGCGAUUUUCUAAAUUUACUGAUUUUCUAUUAGUUCACAUCCGCUGAUGAAAAAGCAGUUUAUGGAACUUCAGAAAUGUGGAUUUUAGGAUGGUUUAAAUAAUAAUUUUUCAGAUGCUUAGAAAUAAUUUCGGUUUUAGGUUUUAUAUGGAAACAAGUGACCCUUUUCACAGAGAAUGGAAGGUUCUUUUAUAUUGCAACAAUCGCGUCUAAUACAAAUGUUUCACGGAACUUGAAAGAUUAUAUUUUCUGAUUCAUUCCUAAAGACGAGUGAACGAAGAAAGGCAUUUAUCGUAAUUUAUGGGGGUUUAUAAACAUUUCCGUUAUGGAUUAUUUUCUAAUAAGUGCUGAAGGAAAAUUCCGAGAAGUUCUAAAGUCUUUUCUAGUUUUUAUUCAGUCGGUACGACCAAAGAAGAAACAUUAACGAAAGAUUAGAAGUUCUUAUGUUUGUUUAUUCUUACAACCGAAUUCAAAGAAGUAACUGACAAACCUUAGAGAACGAUUCUAUUUUUCUAUUGUUUGAUAACCAUACGUGCUUUCAUAACGCUGUCAUAACAAUUCAAUGUAUCAACAAUGCUCGGUUUGCUGAUGGGACGGUUGAGAUGCCUGGUGCGUGGUCUUGUGUUCUGCGGCUUCUGGUACGGUAGCAUCUGUUCAGGCUUCCUGUUCCUCUAUUGCCCGUUGCUGCCACUCCUGUUUCUGGACCAGAAGCUCUUCAGACAACUCACGGACAUUGUUUUUGCGGCGUGGGAAGUAUACCCAGCGGCUCUACUGGAAUGCCUGAUUGGUACAAAAGUUAUAGUGAAAGGAGAUGCAAUCCUUCCUCAUGAUCGAGCACUGAUCAUCAUGAACCAUCGCACACGCCUUGACUGGAACUUUUUAUGGGCAGGCAUAUUCCAUGCUUGCAAGCCACUUGCACAUCGGAUAAAGAUGGUGCUCAAAGCAUCUGUCAGACAUAUUCCAGGAGCAGGUUGGGUGAUGCAGAUGAAUUGUUUCCUGUACAUCCAUCGGCGUUGGGAUCGUGACAAGGCUGUCCUGGAAAAGGCUCUUGAUUACUUCCGAGACAUUGGUCAUUCCUGUCAGAUUCUACUCUUCCCAGAGGGCACAGAUUUGACAGCUGGAAGUCAACAGCGCAGCCACCAAUUUGCAUCUGCUCAUCAACUGGAGCGUUAUUACCAAGUUUUACACCCAAAGACAACAGGUUUUGUGUUCUUGGUACAGAGGAUGCGGCAAAAUGGUCUGCUGGAUGCUGUGUAUGACAUCACAGUGGGAUAUCCUCACACUCUGCCUCAGUCUGAGUUUGACAUUUUAAAAGGUCGUUUUCCAGAAGAAGUGCACUUCACAAUAACUCGUUUUGCUGGUUCCAGCCUUCCAUAUGGAGAAGAGGAGCUGAAAGACUGGUUAGCAAAUCGAUGGAAGAUAAAAGAACAAACUCUCACAAAAUUCUAUGCAUCUGGAUCAUUUGAUGCUUCCAGUAUAUGCAGUAAAGAUUCGAAGUCCCCUGAAUCCUCUGCAGUAAACUUGUCAAAUGGAUCAUUCCACAAAAAUAGUGAAGUAAUACAUAAAUACUCAGUCAGUUCCUUGCCUAAUAUAAUACAUAAUUCACCCUGUAAUUCACCUAGCAAUCUGAAGGUGAGUUGUCACUAUGAUGAGAGUUUCAACCAUCUUCCAAGCCAUGACAGAUCCCAUGGCACUAUACUGUACCUCACACUCAUAUUCUGGACUCUGCUUUGUUUCAUUGCUUUGUAUGGAAUCCUCACAUCCUCAUUCAUUCAGAUGUUUGCUGUCUUUAACAUUAACAUCUUCCUAUAUUUAUCAUUUUUCACUCAAGGUUUCCAUCAUUUAGAAAUAUGUUUGUACAGAUUCAAAAAAAAGAUACUUGAUUGGUAAAAACACAAGAAGAGGAAAAUGUACUAUAUUUUAAUUGGAUAUGAUAAAAAAUAAUUCAGUGCUCUAAAUGAAACUGACAUAAUGUUCAUAAUAUUUCAUGGGACAAAAUUUAGUUUUUGUUCUUAUUUUAUGUCCAUACCAUAACUCGUGAAAAUUUUCUUCAAGUUGCUUUGGUUUUCCAACAGUUCAUUGGUCUUUAAUUUUGGGGCUUAUUCUCAGACCCAGCACUUCAUUAGUUAUGGAGUAAGCAAGUCAGAAAGUUGAUUCUCAUUUUGUAAAGAGGUAGUGCUUUGUUGUAUGCUAGAAUUAAAAUUUUUAUUUUGCAGACAGGGUAUUAUAUGCAUACUUACAAGCAGAAUUUUCUUUCCUAAGAUUUAAGCCUCAAGGUCAGAAAGUAAAUUGCACAGACAGAUGUGUGACUUCAACAUGUUUGCUGGUACGCAUCAUUUGUUUGCCAGUAUGUGUAUGGACGUGAACUGACGAAGGCAAGCACUGUUUACAUACAAAGUAUCAAUUCAGGGUUUUGCAUAAGUCCACUAAAAUAUGGAACAUAAACAUUAAGAUCAAAAGUUAAAUUCUGUGAGUAAUUUUAUAGCUAAUUGAACACAAACAUCAUCAAAAUUUGAAUGGAUACAGUAUAUCAUUUCACAGAAUUAUGAUUUGGCCAGUUUGAGGAAUGGGAAAAAUAUGCCGAAUGUAUCUACAUUGGAUCUAGCUGGUCUCAAACCUGGAAUCUGAAAUCUUUAGCAUAUGAGAUCAGUGCUUAACCCAUAGUUCAGUAGUUCAGUAAUUCUGCAUCUCUAGGUUUCAGAAGCCUCUCUUCCUGGUGCAUUUACUUUUUACUCCAUGGUUUCAGUCCACAAAUGAACUAUACCGACCAAGCAACCGCCACUUAUGGGCGAAGUUAGUGCCAA
Messenger RNA from Cryptotermes secundus, 2922 nucleotides. RefSeq names its product lysocardiolipin acyltransferase 1. Gene Ontology annotation, cellular component: endomembrane system. The transcript has 6 exons. Gene Ontology annotation, molecular function: acyltransferase activity. The coding region runs from base 692 to 2008 and encodes 438 amino acids. NCBI's taxonomy places the organism in Eukaryota, Metazoa, Arthropoda, Insecta, Blattodea, Kalotermitidae. The record is from RefSeq and is a predicted model, not a curated record.